AUUCCCUCAGCCAGUACCUCAGUGUAUGGGAGUAUGGGCUGCUACUAUUACAUACUAUCCUGAUGAAAUGGUUCACUGCGGACGAGUGCCAAGGUGAAGGAUGAGAACAAGGAGAGGCUGCGGACUUCGCUGCCGAGGAGAAGGAGCUCACUGAUACCAUCAGCGCACUGCAGAGGGCAAUCGGCAUCUUGCAGAGGGAGAUGUCCAAGGCCGGUGGCGCUGCCUUUGUCCAGGUCAAGAGCACCGCAUCUGUGAUCCAGGCGUUGCAGGCACUGGUGAAGGCCUCCGCGUUCAGCGCCGCCGACGCCAACACCCUCGCAUCUUUUAUGCAGAACACCCAGGCGGCUGAGGAUAGCGACGAAGAGCCUGGCGCCCCAGAGGCCGCGACUUACACGAGCAAGAGCGGUGGCAUCGUGGACGUGCUGGAGGACCUUUUGGACAAGGCGACCGCGCAGUUGGACGCCGCGCGCAAGAAGGAGACCUCGGCCAGGCAUAAUUUUGAGAUGCUCGCUCAAUCGCUCAAGGACGAAAUCGAGUUCUCCACCAAGGACAUGGGCGAGGCCAAGAAGUCCGCCGCCGCUAGCGGCGAGGCCAAGUCCGAGGCCGAGGGGGCGCUGGCUGCCGGAUCCAAGGACCUGGCGGGCGACAAGGCCGCCCUCGAGGAGCUGAAGAAGGAUUGCGCAGCCCACGCCGACGACUACGCCGCGGAGGCUUCGAGCCGCGCCCAGGAGCUGAAGGCGGUGCAGGCGGCGAAGAAGGUGCUGUCCGAGACCACCAGCGGCGCCGGGGGUGUCGCCUACGGCCUGAGCCAGACCACCCCUUCCUUUCUGCAGUUGGGCCGCUCGAGCGCCGCAGUCCGCUCCGGGGCCGACCUGGCCAACUUCGAGGCAGCACGCUUCGUCCGCGAGCUCGGCCGCAGGUUCCACUCGCCAGCGCUGGCGCAACUCGCUCAGCGCAUGUCGUCGGCGAUGCGCUUCAGCUCUGCGAGCGGCGAGGACCCGUUCACAAAGGUCAAGUCUCUCAUCGGAGACAUGAUCCAGAAGCUCGAGGCCGAGUCUGGGGCGGACGCCAAGCACAAGAAGUACUGCGAUACAGAGAUGGCCGAUACGACGGAAAAGCAGGACGAGAAAACCACUUUGGUUGAGAAGUUGACCACGAAGAUCAACCAGAUGACUGCCAGGUCUGCUGCUCUGAAGGACAGCAUCGCCACUCUGCAGAAGGAGCUCUCUGAGCUGGCGGCCUCGCAGGCGCAGAUGGAUAAGAUGAGGGCUGCCGAGAACGAGCUCUUCCUCGAGCAGAAGAAAGAGCUGACGAUGGGGAUCUCAGGCGUGCGGACGGCGAUGAAGACGCUGCGCGAGUACUACGGCGGUGGAGCCAAGGACCACGCGGCGGCCUCGGAUGCUGGUUCGAGCAUCCUGGGGCUGUUGGAAGUUUGUCUGUCGGAUUUCACCAAGAGCCUCGCGGAAGCUACCGCCACAGAGGACAGCGCCGCGUCCGAGUAUUCGUCGACCACAAUGCAGAACAAGAUCGAGAAGACAGCCAAGGACCAGGAUAUCAAGUACCAGGGGAAGGAGGCCGCCGAUCUCGACAAGGCGGUGGUCGAGGCCACCUCCGAUCGGGCGUCGACGCAGGAGGAGCUGGAUGCAGUGCUGGAGUACCUCGCGAAGCUCAAGGACAUGUGCGUCGCGAAGCCGGAGACGUACGCCGAGCGUGCGGACCGCCGCGCUGCCGAAAUCUCUGGACUCAAACAAGCGUUGUCUAUCCUCGAUGGCCAGGCCCUGCUGAUUCAGCGCAAGACGCUCAGGGGGCGCGUCUGAUCGGAGCAGCCUGGUAGAGCGGCCGCGCCGCUGUAUGGCCUCCUC
Prorocentrum cordatum is the source of this 1862-nucleotide messenger RNA. NCBI's taxonomy places the organism in Eukaryota, Dinophyceae, Prorocentrales, Prorocentraceae. The record is from the annotation of a GenBank genome assembly.